This is a messenger RNA of Microplitis mediator, 3642 nucleotides long. Its product is annotated as anillin-like. Lineage: Eukaryota; Metazoa; Arthropoda; Insecta; Hymenoptera; Braconidae. The transcript has 9 exons. Gene Ontology annotation, biological process: actomyosin contractile ring assembly; septin ring organization; mitotic cytokinesis. Gene Ontology annotation, cellular component: actomyosin contractile ring. The coding region runs from base 140 to 3346 and encodes 1068 amino acids. The record is from RefSeq and is a predicted model, not a curated record.
CCUCUCACAUGUCAGUUGUCUACUGGACGCAAACAGACGCUACGGAUUUUUAAAAAAAAGGGACAAAAGAUAAAGACUGAAGAAUUUAAAGCACGCAUAAAUAAAACACUAAGUAUUUAAUAAAGUACUUAAAAAAAAAAUGGAUCCAUUUACUCAGCGAAUGCUAGAACGUGCGAAAGCAAGAAGAGAAAAAUUAGAUACACAAUUAUCUAAUGCUGGACAUGAAAUAAAACGUCGUAGCCCUUUGAAAGAAGCUACGAUAAAUAUUCCUAGUCCUGUUAAAACUCCACCCAAGUUGACUGUUCAAGAAAAUAAAGAAAACACAACAACAUUAGCUGCUAAUGUUAAAUCCAAGCUUGACAGAUUAGGAAAACUGUACUCUGAUGAGGAUCGGGAGCUGUUGAGUUCGCCGAUUCACCGUACUGAGGAAAAAUUCAGCGCUGAAGAGACCAGUGAUGUGAGUGCAAGCAAAAAAUGUGGAGUUGGUGGAGCCCGGCUGGACCGUUUAGCUGCACUUGCUUCCACUAUUAAUAAUUGGGAAGAUGAUUUGUCACAUCCUACUGUGGCACCAAAAGAACCCAUACGAAAAACAAACACAAGGUUUAAUUACAAACCAUCUCCAACAAAAGCUCAAGAACGCAGUGUACGCGCCAGCAGUAUCGGCAGAGAUGUUCCUGAAAAAAAGAAGUUAGUAAGCGAGAAGACAAAGACGCCGGAGAAAGCAGUCCCAUCAACUUCAAAGACCCCGGAGAAGAGCGUCGCGUCUACAUCUAAGGACCGCCAAGGAAGUUACAGGACGCCGGAGAAGAGUACGAAGGAGGUCGCAAGUGGAAAUCGGACGCCAAGCAGGUUUGGUGGUUACAGUGGUUCUCCAAAAAGUAAAAUACAAUCACCAGGUUCAGUAUUGAGUAAAGCCUCGUUAUUUGAAUCCAAAAGUUUAGCUACUAAGGCCAAGGAUCCCGCGGAGAUGUCACUUUCUGAGAGGAUGGCGAUGUUUGAAAGGAAUAAGGGCGAGGCUUUGAUUCCAAAGGCUCCAUUGUCGUUACCAGUUUCCACUAAGAAGCUUAUGGAGUGUCAGAAAGUCUGCAAUCAAACCAGUACCGAUCAACGAAGUAAAGUCAACACUGGGACACAAAAUAGACGUGCGUUAUUUGAAGGAUUGCCUAAACAGCAAUUAGAAAAUGAUAUUUUACGUGACACACAAGCUGAAAGAAAAAAAGAAUUAGAGAUGUUAAGAUCUCGGUUUAAUAAAAAUAAAGAGUCAGCCCAAGCUGCCGCUGGGUCUUGUAUAAGACCGAGAAAUAACAGCGAUGGGUCGCCGAAAAAUUCACCAGUAUGUCCUGUCAAACCUACACCAGCCACUGAACAAGCGCCGCCACCACCACCGCCAUUACCUUCAGCUCAAGAAUCCCGUACACCAACGAAGCGUCAAGUAACGACACUAAAAGCACCAGCUGUGCAAACAACUCGCACAAUAUUUUCAGAUGUCAAACGUAUUAAAGUAUCUCCACCUAAGCCAGGUCACUUAUACCCCGACUUGACAGCUAUUGAGUCUUCGGAAACCGAAACAACUGACUCGGAGUACACAGUGGGUACGACAGAAGCCGAGACAGCGACAUUAGAUGAGCCAACUGAUACUGAAACAGAUCUAGAUGAUUACUAUGGUCUUGAGCAAGAAGUAUCAACAAACUGCGACGAUAGUAAUACUAGUUUUGAAAACAGUAUCAUGCGGGUCGUAAAAGAAAGUAAGAAGUCGAAUAGCUGUAACAAGAGACAAAUUGAAUCCGAUGAGAGUUCGACAUCUGACAUAUCAGUGCUUGAUGAAAUGGAUGAGUACUUAGACGAAUGUCUAGCUCUUCAGGAGGCGCAGAAUCAUGGUCCGACUCCUCCAAAGCAAAAUCGCGCUGGAAACAGCCCGUCUAUGGCAUCAACAAGUUUUAAAUACUCCCAGAAUAUUUAUAAAUCUCCAAUUAAAAUUACGCCGUCUGGCUCGCCGCGUAAGAAAGAUCAGUACAUUAUUGAUGGUGGCCAAAAAGAUCAAGUCCCUCUGAUGCACAGCGUGAGUUUUUACCGCCGGCAGCAAUGCGAGGCUGCCAAGACACCCGUUAGGCAAGUAAAGCGGUCCGUUGAGUCAACGGACUGCGAAGAGCCAACGGAUGACAAUGAAACUGCAAUGGUACAGGUCAAAAUCAAACAGUUAAUGGAGGAUGUCUGUAAACAACAGACGGUAAUUGGUCAGGCGAGCCAGGCGUUGAACUUGUGUACGGCCACGGUUGAAUUCAGUGGAUCCCGUGAGCAAGUUGAAGGCGAGCGAUUACUUCUGGUAGCGACUCACCGUCGACAUGCAGCUCUCAAUGAGAUCCAGAGAAUGCGAGUCGAGGGAACACUUCGACCUGUUUUGCCUGGAUCGUCUCCUAGACAAGAAAGUGGAUCGCUUACUAUUUCAGCGCUUACUCUUCCUUUGAAACGCGACCACUCGUUCAAUAUAAACUCGGACAUGUGUUUGCACUUUUUAUGUUUAAUCCGUCACCUAGAUACGGUAAUAGCGACGCCUGUAGUCCAAGUUGAUCGAAACGAUUCUUGUAUCCGUUUUCCCUCGACAAUUAAACUCGAUGACCUUUAUUCAGAUUUUAAAAUUACUAUUGAAGUUUACUCGCUUGAGACGCGAGCAGAAAUUUUACCCCAUGAAAUUAAAUAUCACAUAAAGGACAGCAAUAAGAAAUACUCUAAAUACGAGAGUAAGUUAAUUAAACCUUCGCAUCCAUCUCCUGGUGGACCAGGAGCUGUACGGUCGCCAUCAUUCAGUUUAACUGGAUACGUAGUGUUCAGUUUAAAAGAAAUAAACCGAAACCAAUUUACUCUCAACAAAGUACCACGUAAUUCAUCACUGGAAGGACACCUGCUGAUGCAUGUUUCAUGCGAGCUCAAUAUUUCUAUUGAACAUCGUGGGUUCCUCACGAUGUUCGAAGAUAUUGGGGGAUGUGGGUCGUGGCGGAGGCGCUGGUGUUUACUUAAAGGUGAUACAUUGUCGUCCUGGACUUAUCCGGAGGACGAAAAUAAGAAAACGCCAGUCGACUCCCUUGGAUUACGAGAGGUAAUUACGACAAAUGUAAGUUUAGUUUCGAGAGACAUUUGCGCACGACCCAACACCUUUUUACUUGAGACCAUGAGACGUGCUCAGCCUAACGACAAAGACAGCUUGGUCGUGGUUAAAAAUGGGCCUAAUACUACCAUAAGACAUUUAUUAAGCGCCGACACUAAGGAAGAACGACUAAAAUGGUGUUCUAAAAUUAAUAGUUCGCUAAACUUGAUACGAGCCUGGGGAGGGAUUUCUCCUACGAAUUAAUUCUCGAUUAAACGCGUAACUAUCAAUUAUUUUUUAUCAUUAUUAACCAUGUAUAGUAUUAAUAAAUUGUAAGCUAAUCUAUACAUUGACAUUUUUAUAUUUAUAAAUUUUUUUAAUUGCUUAAGCUACAAUGGAGUUUAAUCUCAUCUAAUAUACAGAUGCAAUUUCAAUAAUAAAAUAUGUAAAUAUAAUUAAAAUAAGUUUUGUUGAGUGUAAACUCUAUAAUUAAUAUAGUAAUUAGUAAAAUUAAUUACUCGACCAAUUACUAACUAAUUACUAACUAAUUUUGUAUUUUU